CUGCAUCUCUGAAGUCUCCUUAGUGUUGCCUCGUACGUUGCGGUGUUGUGUGCGCGUGCUGCUCCUGUCUCGCGCUGCUCCGCUUUGCAGAGAAGUGAUCCUUCUGGCGAAGUAGGUUGAGAGAGCAGUCCAAAAAAAAAACGAAGUAGACGUCCUCUGGGUGGUUGACUGUACUGCAUUUCAAGAUUGUUUACAGAAAGAGCAGCAUCAAUAAAAAUGUACAGUAGAUCCAUCCAGGAAUAGUCGCGCAGUUGCAGGAAAGGCCGUCGGUUUAUUGCAUAAAUGAUUACGGAUUUUCUUAUCAUAACGGCCGACCAUCACGAAGUUCACAAACCACAGUUUACGUGGGGAACAUCUUGGUCGGGAAUCAUUUUUUCUCCACGAGGAGAUCCGAGGCAUUUGAGAAGAAUAGUAACUGUAAAUGUUCAAUUGUGUUUUUAAAGUUGUUUCCUGAUGAUGAUUCAAUUCACUCAGCAAAUUUUUUAUAAUUAGUACGGCUGUACGGGUAAUAAUGACGUUCCUGUUACCAAAAUUUCAAACUUUAGCAUCAAAUUAUAACUUCGGGAAGAUUUUUCGGUGCCCUACAACCGAGCUGCUGUCCCUGAGUUUUUUGCCCCAAGUUUGAGUGGAGCUCAAGAACGUUGAAACUUGAAGUCCAUUGUCAGGCCAGUUAUUGUUCGUGACACACAGAGGGUUUUUCUGCUGGAUGAGAAAAAAUUGUUUGCGGUCUGACCUUGAAAAACUCAUUACUUCAGUCGGCAUGGAUACAAUGGAUUACAGGUCAAGAAGAACUAAGUCUAGUUCACAAGCGGCAACCACACGCGUCGUACUUCUGACGGUCUUGGCACUUCAGCUGCCGGGCAGCCUGUGUCACUCACGCCCUUUGAUAGACCCCGAUGUGAUGACUCAGGGCACUCACCCUCAGCUCACGCUCCUCUAUCACCCUAAGUUCACAACCCUCAUCACGCUGGCAGGUAUCCCGGCGCCGCAGGGCACCGACUUCGAGGGGCCCGAUCCUGGCCUCAAUGCUGCGAUAAUAUCCGCCCCCGACGUGUGCCCCAACCAAUAUAUGAGAGACGCUGGGGGCCGCUGCAGACCGGCCUUCACUUACGGCCCUAACCCUCUCUCGACCUUCUCACCUGAGAAGUACAAAGGGUCUAUUCAGUUCUACAUGGGACUACAGGUGGGUCGACCCACGCAAUUAAACAGAAGACGUAACCCCCAGCGCCAACGCAAUGGUGCAGCAGCUGGAUCCAGGCGUCAGGGUCGACUGAACUUCCCCCUGCGCAGUCCAGCACCAGAGACUGCAGCAACUACCACCACAGUUGCUCCUCUAGACCAUCUCUUGGACCAGGAGCUAUUGCAAGAAAUUCCUGAGGUGCCGCUUCCAAGCACCGAGAACGAGUCUAGUUCAGCUCUACCGACACCACCGCCAUUAACUAACACUGUUGCAGAAAUUACAGCCAUACUUGCUAAGCUAAAUGAUGAAAAAUCUUCCUCAGACUCUCAAACUAUAGAUGACGAUGAUGAUUAGUGCUAUACAAUUCUCUAGGACGUAUUUAUUCUCAAAUUAUGUAAAUAGACAUCAGUGUACAAAAGAUUUAUGACCGGCCACAGCUCCGGUAUUGUCUGCAGUUGAAAUGCUUGAUAAGGAUAGCAGGACCAAAUCUGCAUUUUUUCCCUGCAGGACAAGUACUAUUUGUCGACUACAUUUUUAUGAAGCCAUAAACCUCCAAGUGCGUUAAUUAAUGCUGCGGUUCGAGCGGUUAGUUACCAGCUUCACUUCUAUUGUUUUUUACCGCAGCACGAAAUGUGACGUUUUGUGUAACGCGUAUUAUCAGGAUUGCUAAGCUGGUACAAAUACAUGACCAUUCAAGGCCUGAUCAUGGAUUAAGAGCCAGAUCAAUUUGAAUCCUUGUAUGCUUCGAGAGACUUCGUGCGAAGAGGUAUCUUGGAUUGCCAGGCAAUGCACGGAAUGGACAAGACCGUCGUGCCGCAUGGCCUCUUUCAUUAUGAACGAUUUAUCUUCCCUCUCGAAGGUUUCCAGAAUUGUAUCUGAGAAUUCUUUAGGGUAAGCUCUAGAUCUAAAGUUGUGUUAUCGCCCGUAUCGUUACCUGGUAUCAUGGUAACGAUAUUUCGGCUUGAUAAUAGACCAACGACCGAACUAAAUUUCCAACAAUAGUUACUUAGAGAAAUGGUUUUCCUACGGUCGAUUACAUCCAUAUAUUUUGUUCACACAAUGGUACCUCGAGACCUCAAAAAUAGCAGACUUACUAAUAGCAGACUUACUAAUAGCAGACUGAAUAACGCAGCAUACUUAUGCUAAAUAGUAUUCGAUGAGCGAAAAAGAGAAAAAUUUGCUAACGUGAGUCGUGCGAGUCAUCUGAACUUCAGAAUCUCCGUCGAAUUCUGUUUUAUGGUGUCAUUAAAAUUUUGAAUUGACUUCAGGUUAUGACGUGUUUUGACAAUGAUGAGGCUGAGCAUCCGCAUCUUGAGUCUUACUAAUAAAAAAACUGGAGAACAGGAGUAAUAUUAUCUCAUUCUCAUCAUGGUGACGCGACAACACGAGAAUUCGAUCACAACGGUACACACCAAACGCGGUUCCAUAGGUUUCGAUUGAAAGAAAUCUGAAAACGUU
Hyalella azteca is the source of this 2638-nucleotide messenger RNA. RefSeq lists its product as uncharacterized. The record is from RefSeq and is a predicted model, not a curated record. The transcript is spliced from 4 exons. The coding region runs from base 707 to 1534 and encodes 275 amino acids. NCBI's taxonomy places the organism in Eukaryota, Metazoa, Arthropoda, Malacostraca, Amphipoda, Hyalellidae.